AUGUGGCUCCCCAACAGCACCCAUUUCUACACUCCCAUGUUUGUCCUGCUGGGUGUCCCAGGGCUGGAGGAGGUACAUGGAUGGCUCUCCAUCCCUUUCUGUGCUGGGUUCCUCGUUGCUCUUCUGGGGAACGUCACCAUCCUCUUCGUUGUGAAGACGGAAGCCAGCCUCCACCAGCCCAUGUUCUACUUCCUCUGCCUGCUCUCCUUCAUAGACCUGGGUCUCUCCAUGACCACCCUGCCCAAGAUGCUGGCCAUUUUCUGGUUUGGCCUGGGGGAGACCACUUUUGAUUCCUGCCUGGCCCAGAUGUUCUUCAUCCACACUUUCACAGGGAUGGAGUCUGCGGUAUUGCUGGCCAUGGCCUUCGACAGGUACGUGGCCAUCUGUGACCCUCUGAGGUAUUCCACUAUCCUGACACAAGACCAAAUAAUCUGGAUAUCCCUGGGCAUAAUCCUAAAGCCUGCCAUUCUUAUGUUGCCAAUUUUGGUUAUGACAAAACGCCUGCCUUUCUGCAGAGCCCACAUCAACAUGGCCCACACCUAUUGUGAGCACAUGGGCAUUGCCAAGCUGGCCUGCGCAGACAUCCGGAUCAAUGCUAUCUAUGGCCUUUUCGUUGCUUCCUUUCUUGUAUUGGACUUGAUCCUGAUUGCCAUUUCCUACAUGAAGAUCCUGCAGGCUGUUUUUCGGCUCUCCUCCAAAGAGGCCCAGCUCAAGUCCUUGGGCACCUGUGGCUCCCACGUUGCUGUAAUUUUUGUCUUCUACACCCCGGCCUUCUUCUCCUUCCUCACCCACCGCUUUGGACACAACAUUCCCCACUUUGCCCACAUCCUCGUUGCCAACCUCUAUGUCAUUCUGCCCCCGAUGCUCAACCCAGUCAUUUACGGAGUGAGGACCGGGGAGAUCCGGGUACGAGUGCUCCGAAUGCUCCAUCUCAAGGGCUUCACGUUGGCAGGCUCCCGUGAAAUGACUUCUGGAUCGUGUGAAAGAGUCGCCGCCUUCAGCCCACUCCUCAAGCCUGUCUCUUGCACACCACCUCUGCAGGCAGAAGAUGACAGAGGAGGUCUUUCCGCAUCAGAUGACCCGUCUUUCAAAGAGACAUGCAAAACAGUCAUAAUGGCAGGGUGGGAGCUACCGGCCCUGCAACGCCUGCGAGCAUCUGAAGAGCCUAUGCCCAGCUACGUACCAUCCGCCUUCCCGGAAAAACCCAGGCGAGACCCCCCCUUCCCUCCCGCCAGGCGCUUCGGCCUGCCGCGGGGCCCGCCUGCGAGGAGCGCAGGGAAGGAAGAGCUGGAGAGGGCGGCCAAGGAGGCAUUUCCCACCUACGGGGCCGUCCUGUUCCGCGAGCAGCCGGCCGCUGGCACGAACUGUUUUGUCGAG
This is a messenger RNA of Python bivittatus (Burmese python), 1377 nucleotides long. Its product is annotated as olfactory receptor 52J3-like. Gene Ontology annotation, biological process: G protein-coupled receptor signaling pathway. Gene Ontology annotation, molecular function: olfactory receptor activity; G protein-coupled receptor activity. Gene Ontology annotation, cellular component: plasma membrane. The record is from RefSeq and is a predicted model, not a curated record. NCBI's taxonomy places the organism in Eukaryota, Metazoa, Chordata, Lepidosauria, Squamata, Pythonidae.